CAUCUCCAUUUAGUAGAUCGAGAUAUCAUCUUUUUCUCUCCGAAUUCCAUUUUCGUCCUCUGCUUUCCUUCGUCCAUCCUCGCAGCUGCCAUCCAGAGAGCCUGCUCCUGAAUGACCUUGCAAGAUCAAGCCCACUGAGACCUAUCGUUGCACUUGCAGUGUCGACGAAGCGAUUGUACCCUUAAGUCCCCCCAAGUCGCCAUGAUCUUCACAUCCCCUGCACCAUCGGGCGGGCCUUUCCGCGAUGACGAGGACAUUUACGAACUCAUCUUCGAGGACUUUCCCGCCAAGCGGCCCGACGUGCGCGGCACAGGAAUCCCCAUGCUCAUUGACGACUCGACAUCGCACUCGCUGACCUUCGAGCAGAUCCGCAUGCGCGUCGACAACCUCUCCCUCGCACUGUACGACGACCUAGGCAUGCGCAAGGACAGUGUCAUUGGCAUCUUCAGCGCCAAUAAUAUCGACUACCCUGUCGUCAUCUGGGCCACGCACCGCCUCGGUGGCAUCGUCAGCGCCGCGAACCCGGCGUUUCAGCCGGGUGAGCUGAACUACCAGCUCGAAGCGAGCAAGGCCACAGUCCUCUUUGUCAACGAAAACCAGCUCGACGCCGGCCUCGCCGCGGCAGCAAAAGCGGGAAUCCACCGAGACAAGGUCAUCGUCAUUGAAUCUGUGGAGAGCAUACGCAAGGCGCGUGCCAAGAAUGGAGACAAGGCACCGAUGGCCAACUCACAGGGCAUCAAGACGGUUGAGGGUCUGGUCGAGCAUGGUACAAAUCUACGCAAAGCACGGGGAGAGGCGUUCUUGAAGGAGACCCGCUUCCGUCUCAACUCUGGCGAAGGUCAGAGGAAGCUUGCCUUCAUCUCCUUCUCAUCUGGUACCACCGGCCUGCCCAAGGGAGUUGCCAUUCAACACUACGCCCCCGUUUCCAACGUCCUUCAAGCCUUUGCCUACAACGAGUGCACAAAUGAAGUACGGACGCAAAAGGGACGCUUCCGGGCUGGCACCGAUCGCUCGCUCGGCAUUCUCCCCGCUUUCCAUAUUUAUGGCUUGGUAAUGGGCAUCCAUUUCAUGUUCUACGCUGGCGUUACCAACGUCGUCAUCCCACGCUUCAAGGGGAUCGACACAAUGCUCAACAGCAUCGUCAAGCACAACAUCUCCAUUUGGUUCUUAGUACCACCGCAAGUCGUGCUACUCUGCAAGGACCCAAGCGUGCCAAAAUACCAUGCGGACAUGCAACGGCUAGCCAACUACAUCAUGAUCGGCGCCGCGCCGCUCAGCGACGAUCUGUCCAAGCAGCUCAUGCACAUCAUUCCCGGAGUCGACUGGAGCCAAGGCUAUGGCAUGUCCGAGACAUCCACCCUGCUCACUCAGGGUCCGCCGGGCCAUCCCGCGGUCCUCGGAUCGGCGGGGCGGCUCGUAUCCGACGUCGAAGCGAAAGUCGUCACACCCGAAGGCAAGGAGUGUGGUGUUGACGAGCAGGGUGAGCUGUGGGUGCGCGCGCCGAGCAUCACCCUGGGUUACCUCAACAAUCGUAAAGCAACCGAGGAGAUGUUCCUCCCGGACGGCUUCAUGAAGACGGGCGAUGAGGUCGUUUUUAACAAGCACGGCGACAUGUUCAUCGUCGACCGCUUGAAGGAGCUCAUCAAGGUGCGCGGAUUCCAGGUUGCGCCUGCCGAGCUCGAAGGAUUCCUGCUCGACCACGCGGACGUUAAUGAUUCUGGCGUCAUCGGCGUGCCCGACGAGAGCGCUGGUGAGCUGCCCCUGGCAUUCAUCACACUCAGCAUCAAUGCCAAAGGCCGGGUACAGAAGGAGGGCAAGGCAGCUGAGGAGAAGAUCAGGCAGAGCAUUAUGAAGUUUGUCAAGGAUCAUAAGAUCAAGUACAAGCAUCUAUGCGAUGUGCAAUUCAUUGACCAGAUUCCCAAGACUGCGUCAGGAAAGAUCCUAAGAAGGCAGCUGCGCGAUAAGGCAAGGGCUUUGCCUGCUAGAAGCACUUCAAGCAAGCUGUAAAGUUACGUCGAUUUGCAGGGCUUGGGUGUCUUCGCGCAGGGCUCGGAGCAAUUCUGUUUCUCGCAAAUGAGUGGCAUCCGUCCCGCACCAAUGCAUGUAUUUAUGGAGGUGCGUACAUGGCAUGCUUGCCCAAAUGUGCCGGCAAAUGCCUCCCCGCGGGCUACUCUUCAUAAAGCGUGCACCUCUGCGAACUUCGCUCCGAAUUGCACGAAGCUUUCUCGUGACUGAAACCAUAAUGUUGACGCAAGCCGCGUCGCUUCCAGGACGUCUGCUGCGACUAUUCGAUUCAUUGACUUGCUUUUUGCCAGCGCCUGUAGCACAUCAAGCACGAUGCUGGCUGGUACGCCAAGCGCAGCACCCAAAAUAUCAUGCUUGCAAAGACGCCGAAGCAGCGUGACCAAGGCGCAUGUAAACUCUUGCCCCUGCUCAACCUUGCCUCCGCGCUGAAAGCCAUCC
Messenger RNA from Tilletiaria anomala UBC 951, 2463 nucleotides. RefSeq names its product acetyl-CoA synthetase-like protein. NCBI's taxonomy places the organism in Eukaryota, Fungi, Basidiomycota, Exobasidiomycetes, Georgefischeriales, Tilletiariaceae. The record is from RefSeq and is a predicted model, not a curated record. Gene Ontology annotation, biological process: secondary metabolic process. Gene Ontology annotation, molecular function: CoA-ligase activity. The coding region runs from base 202 to 2007 and encodes 601 amino acids. The transcript has 3 exons.